AUGACACUGGUCGCUUAUUUCCUACUUGGUAGCAUAUUGGCCUACUGCCUGGUUACCCUCAUCUAUCGCCUCCGUAUCCAUCCACUCAGCAGAUUCCCAGGGCCCCGCCUGGCUGCUGUGACAGGCCUCUAUGAAAUAUACUUUUCAGCCUGGGGUACCAGUUCUUUCGAUGACGAGAUUGCGAAAAUGCACCAGAACUACGGUAGCUUUCCACAUACUCCCCCGCAUCGGAAAGACUCGUUACUGACAGUGGCAGGUCCCGUCGUGCGCAUUACCCCGGACGAGGUCCACGUCCAGGAGCAGCUGUACAACACCAACUACGCUGAUUGCUGGAUCAAAGGUAUCAAAGUCUUGGACUCCGGAUCUCGCAAAUUGGGUGGAGGCUCUGGGCCCUUCCAGUUUCGGAAGCGAUCGAUUUCUAGAGUUCGAUCAAUCCUCCAGGUGUUUAGCUCAAGGAUGCGACCCUUCUUCCCUGCUUCAAGCCUACCUGUGAUCCGUGUUGAUCCCUCGGAAGAGAGCGCCCUGGAAGACGGACACCAGAGUGCCUUCUCCUCCCCCAACCCUCGGUCCAAGGAAAUCUCCGGUGGGGGAGAGGCGGGGUAUCCAGACCAGCGGAAGCCGAAAGUCAAUGGAACAGGUAUAUAG
Penicillium atrosanguineum is the source of this 645-nucleotide messenger RNA. Its product is annotated as magnesium ion transporter. Bases 1 to 645 code for a protein of 214 amino acids. The record is from RefSeq and is a predicted model, not a curated record. The transcript has a single exon. Lineage: Eukaryota; Fungi; Ascomycota; Eurotiomycetes; Eurotiales; Aspergillaceae.